GGGUUAAAUUGUAAUUAUUCAAAUACUGCUGAUAAUCUAAAUACGGCGUCGUAUGUAUUCGAAUUGUUCCUGAACAAAUAGCCCGUGAUCAGGCUAAAAAAAAGGCGUCAAUAGUUGGAAAUCUUCUUCGAUCACUCUAUUGGAAUGGCGACGGAAGGGCAGAAACCAUCAGCUGAGGAAGUAAAGACCGAUCUAUUUGAAGAUGACGACGAGUUUGAGGAGUUUGAAAUUGAUCGAGUGUGUGGGGAUUUGGCCGAUUGGGAUGAGCAAAACGAAGGCGAAGAAAUAAAUCAGCAAUGGGAAGAUGACUGGGACGAUGAUGAUGUGAAUGAUGAUUUCUCUGUGAAGCUGAGGAAAGAAUUGGAGUGCGAGGCUAAGUCCACAUAACUUUGCUCAUGUUAGUUAUUUUUACACCACCUUUUGUCUUAGGAUGUGCAUUGUGAUUCAUUCUGGUUUCUGAAUAAUUUUCUUAACUCAUUUGCCCUUAUUGCC
Molecule: messenger RNA, 492 nt
Organism: Salvia splendens (bonfire salvia)
Lineage: Eukaryota; Viridiplantae; Streptophyta; Magnoliopsida; Lamiales; Lamiaceae
Product: protein DELETION OF SUV3 SUPPRESSOR 1(I)
Exons: 3
Coding region: 145-387 (80 amino acids)
Biological process (GO): proteasome assembly; mRNA export from nucleus; double-strand break repair via homologous recombination
Cellular component (GO): proteasome complex; proteasome regulatory particle, lid subcomplex
Source: RefSeq, a predicted model, not a curated record